Messenger RNA from Osmia bicornis bicornis, 1480 nucleotides. Its product is annotated as pre-mRNA-splicing factor RBM22. The transcript is spliced from 3 exons. The coding region runs from base 147 to 1391 and encodes 414 amino acids. The record is from RefSeq and is a predicted model, not a curated record. Gene Ontology annotation, cellular component: Prp19 complex; U2-type catalytic step 1 spliceosome; U2-type catalytic step 2 spliceosome. Gene Ontology annotation, molecular function: pre-mRNA binding; U6 snRNA binding; metal ion binding. NCBI's taxonomy places the organism in Eukaryota, Metazoa, Arthropoda, Insecta, Hymenoptera, Megachilidae.
AGCAAGCAGGUAUAAAAUAUUUUUUUGCGUUUGCCGUCUGGCGCCAUGAAUAGCAAUGUUUGCUUCUGUUAUUGAAUAAUUUUAAUUAUAAUCUUACUAUCAUUUUAUUGUGGAUGAAUGGGAUUUAGAAAGUAAGGAAACUUGAAAUGGCUACUUCAAAAACAACCAACACAUACAAUAGACAAAAUUGGGAAGAUGCUGAAUUUCCAAUAUUAUGUCAAACUUGUUUAGGUGAUAAUCCAUAUAUUCGGAUGACAAAAGAAAAGUAUGGGAAAGAGUGCAAGAUAUGUAUGCGUCCGUUUACAGUAUUUAGAUGGUGUCCUGGUGCAAGGAUGCGAUUUAAAAAAACUGAAGUUUGUCAAACUUGUAGCCGUCUAAAGAAUGUCUGUCAAACAUGUUUACUUGAUCUAGAAUAUGGUUUACCUAUCCAAGUACGCGAUGCAGCACUGAAAAUUAAAGAUGAUUUACCUAGAUCGGAUGUAAAUAAGGAGUACUAUGUGCAAAACAUAGAUAGUGAAAUUGGCAAAAUAGAUCCUACAUCACCAGCAGGAGCUGUUGGUAAAUCUGCAGCAGCCAGUGAUUUAUUGAUGAAACUGGCAAGGACAAGUCCAUAUUAUAAACGAAAUAGACCGCACAUUUGCUCCUUUUGGGUUAAAGGAGAAUGUAAAAGAGGAGAAGAAUGUCCAUAUCGUCACGAAAAGCCUACUGAUCCUGAUGAUCCAUUAGCUGAUCAAAAUAUUAAAGAUCGUUAUUACGGAGUAAACGAUCCCGUUGCUGAUAAACUAAUGCGUAGAGCUGCAGCAAUGCCUAAACUAGAUCCACCAGAAGACAAAUCCAUUACAACUUUAUACAUUGGCAACUUGGGAGACGUUCUGACAGAAAAACAAUUACGUGAUCAUUUCUACCAGUAUGGAGAAAUUCGUUCAAUAACUAUGGUUCCUCGUCAGCAGUGUGCCUUUAUUCAAUACACGCAAAGAAGCGCUGCCGAAGCAGCAGCGGAAAGAACAUUUAACAAGCUGAUAUUAGGAGGAAGAAGACUAACUAUCAAAUGGGGACGUUCACAAGGAAGACAAACUGUUUCUGCAGCAGAAGCAACUAGAGAAAUUUUAGAACCUGUACCGGGUUUACCAGGCGCUUUACCACCGCCACCAGAAAGUAUGGGAAACAAUUUUUUCAAUCUACAAACUACUCCUGGCAUGAUGCCACCAAUGAUGAUUCCACCUCCACCAGUUGCCCCUCAAUUUAUGUUUCCACCUCAAAUGGCAGCUGCCGCUGCUGCUGCAGCAACACCAAUUUUCCCUCCAGGAACUACUCCGAUACAUUAUCCAAGUCAGGAUCCAUCAAGAAUGGGUGCAUCUCAAGGCAUAGGAAAGCCUUGGCCAGAAGAAUAAUAGCAAUGAUAUUUAAAUUUUUAUCGAGCAUAAUUAUAACAAGAAAAAUCUGUAUAAAUAAAUAUAUGUCUUUGACUUUCUUUAAGGUA